AUGGUGGCAGCAGUCCCAAGCACUACUGUUGCUCCUCAGGAUGUCUACUUCCAGUUUAACUCCCUGAACUAUUUGACUGUGUCAUGGACUGCACCACUGAACCCCAAUGGUGUCACCGGCUAUCUCUUCGUGUAUAAUACGGCCUCGGGUACCCAAAAGCAAGAGAGCAUCAAUGACCCCGCCCUAACGACAUUCACCAUCCAAGAUAACGAUCUAGCGGGUAUUGCUCCAACCAAUGUGCUCUUAGCGCCGAUGAUGAACGACAAUGUUGAUGGUGCCAACAUCGUGCUGGCCAUGCCUCCACCACCUGAAGUGCUUCCACCUGCUCCAUCAGAUGCAACCGUUCAGAGAACAUCAACCACCAGCUACCAACUUACAUGGACAAAUAGUCCAGGGAAUGUCGAUGGGUACGUGAUUUCCUACGCAACGACCCCAGGGGGUGUCCCUACCAGUAUAGACUUGCCUCCUGAUAGGAUCUUAGAACAGAUCCUGAAUCUCCCUGAGAACACAGACUUCACGUUCAAUCUGUACAGUCAGAGAAACGGACUUAGAACACAGGCGAUCUUGACGACACUGCCUCCUGUAACACAGGAGCCAAAACCACCAGAAAACUUCUUCUUGUACCAAAUCAGUGCCUCGUCCGUUUUGCUCCGAUGGGAUCCUCCGUCUCCACCGGAUAAUUUCUUUGAGAACUAUGUUGUCACAUACCUUGAUUCCGUUUCUGGAGAAGGGCAGGAUACGGUGCUAGAUUCAACUGUUACCAGUAAUGUAAUACCUGAUCUUCAAGGAGGAAUUUUAUAUGACUUCAGGGUCGUUACUCAAGUCGACAAUUCUGCUGAGUUUCAGCUGAGCGUAGGAGCAAUAACAGAUGAGAAGUUGCAAUUGUCCUGGCAGUACUCCGUCAUCAACGUCGAGUUCGUUGUCCAUCUUUUCAAAGAUGACGGCACACAGGAGUUAAACCAACCAGUGCAGAGUGCAUUGAGUGCUGUUAUCCAAGGCUUGAUGCCUGAUUCGACCUACAUCAUUGUUAUUGAGGGCAUACCUUCUAACGGAGGACAACCAGUUGUUCUUGGAUCGGAUCUAGCAUUAACAAAUACCCAACCAAAUUCAAAUGUUGCUGUGGGCAGCGAGACUUCAACAUCCGUUACUUUAUCAUGGGCAGCAACUCCAUUGGCGACUAACUACAGGGUAUCUUACAUAAGACAGGACAACGCAGGAACAGGGGUGCUGAACUCACCCGCUCCCGCAUCAGUAGUGUCUGGUCUACAACCACAGACAAGUUAUAUCUUCUCUGUGGUAGCAAUCAUAGGCAAUGUAGAGCAGAACGUAGGAUCGGCUGUUGGUAUGACAACAACAGGUAUGGAUGGAGCAGAGCCAAAACCACCAGAAAACUUCUUGUUGUACCAGAUCAGUGCCUCAUCCGUUUUGCUCCGAUGGGAUCCUCCGUCUCCACCGGAUAAUUCCUUUGAGAACUACGUUGUCACAUACCUCGAUUCCGUUACUGGAGAAGGGCAGGACACAGUGCUAGAUUCAACUGUUACCAGUUAUGUAAUACCUGAUCUUCAAGGAGGAAUUUUAUAUGACUUUAGGGUCGUUACUCAAGUCGGUACCCAAAGAAGUGUAAUCAUCGCGUUCACUGCGUUACCAUUAGACAAUUCUGCUGAGUUUCAGCUGAGCGUAGGAGCAAUAACAGAUGAGAAACUACAAUUGUCCUGGCAGUACUCCGUCAUCAACGUCGAGUUCGUUGUCCAUCUUUUCAAAGAUGACGGUACACAGGAGUUAAACCAAGCAGUGCAGAGUUCACUGAGUACUGUAAUCCAAGGCUUGAUGCCUGAUUCGACCUACAUCAUUGUUAUUGAGGGCAUGCCUUCUAACGGAGGACAAUCAACUGUCCUUGGAUCGGAUCUGGCAAAAACAAACACGAUACCGAAUUCAAUUGUUAUGGUGGACAGCAAGACUUCAACAUCCGUGACAUUAUCAUGGGCAGCAAUUCCAACGACCACAAACUACAGGAUAUCUUACAUCAGUCAAGACAACGCAGGAACAGGGGUACUGAACUCACCCACUCCCACAUCGGUAGUAACUGGUCUACAACUACAGACGAGUUAUACAUUCUCUGUUGUAGCAACAUCCGGUCUAACAGAAGGAAAUGUUGGAUCAAUUGUUGAAACGACAGCUACCGUGACAAACGUGGCAGUGAAUUCAGUUACGUCUGACACAAUCACUCUGUCAUGGACCAGUGUAGAGGAUACUGUUGUGUACCAGAUCCUCUAUAGUCCGAUUAUUCCAGGCGGAGUCGAAGAUCAGAGAAGUUCUCUUACCAACACCAUAACCCUCGUCGGACUGACACCAAUGACGCAGUAUAACAUCACGUCCAAAACUUAA
This is a messenger RNA of Strongylocentrotus purpuratus (purple sea urchin), 2385 nucleotides long. RefSeq names its product tenascin-R-like. The record is from RefSeq and is a predicted model, not a curated record. The transcript has 11 exons. Gene Ontology annotation, molecular function: protein binding. NCBI's taxonomy places the organism in Eukaryota, Metazoa, Echinodermata, Echinoidea, Camarodonta, Strongylocentrotidae. The coding region runs from base 1 to 2385 and encodes 794 amino acids.